ACAGAGAAUCGUUAGCAUUCCAUACUUACUUUCAAAUCCUUUUUUCAUCAUUACUGCGAUAGUAAUGAUGUGGCAAUAUUAUGGAUGGACUAUUUUAGUAGGAUUCUCCAUCAUAUUUCUGUACAUUCCUAUACAACUUGCAUUAAGUAAACUAUAUUCAAAACUGAGAUUACAAGCAGCAAUAUUGGGAGAUAAAAGAUUAAACCUGUUGAACGAGAUGAUUGCUGAUAUGAGAUUAAUUAAAAUGUACACCUGGGAAUUGCCAUAUUCUGCGUUAAUUGAAAAAAUCAGAAUAAAAGAAAUGAAAAAAAUACGAAUGUUUUUAUAUACCAGAGAGAUGUCAGUAAUGUUGUCAUAUCCCAUCUCGAAAUUAUUUACUUCUGUCACAUAUCUUGCAUUUUUUUUAACUGGAGGACAAUUAAAUGCCGAAAUUGUAUUUGUCACCAUGAUUUUGUCCUUUUUCAUCUUCGUUAGUAUUAUAAAUCACUUUUCUACUGCAAUAAAUUCUAUUGCGGAAAUUUUGGUAUCCUUGAAGAGAAUCCAGGAUUAUCUCGUCCUUGAAGAAACAGACAGAAAUGCCUUGAAAAUUGUAGAGGAAAGAUCAAAUUUAACCGAGUUUGGAAUAUGGAUGGACAAUGUCACUGCUGCAUGGAGAAAAGGAACCGAACCAACAUUAAAUGAAAUAACUAUGAAUGUGCAGCCAGGAGAAUUAUUAACUGUUACAGGUCCUGUUGGAUCAGGAAAGGUAAAUAUCUUCUUUNUAAUUGUUUAUAUUUGCAGAAAAGAAAUGAAAAAAAUACGAAUGUUUUUAUAUACCAGAGAGAUGUCAGUAAUGUUGUCAUAUCCCAUCUCGAAAUUAUUUACUUCUGUCACAUAUCUUGCAUUUUUUUUAACUGGAGGACAAUUAAAUGCCGAAAUUGUAUUUGUCACCAUGAUUUUGUCCUUUUUCAUCUUCGUUAGUAUUAUAAAUCACUUUUCUACUGCAAUAAAUUCUAUUGCGGAAAUUUUGGUAUCCUUGAAGAGAAUCCAGGAUUAUCUCGUCCUUGAAGAAACAGACAGAAAUGCCUUGAAAAUUGUAGAGGAAAGAUCAAAUUUAACCGAGUUUGGAAUAUGGAUGGACAAUGUCACUGCUGCAUGGAGAAAAGGAACCGAACCAACAUUAAAUGAAAUAACUAUGAAUGUGCAGCCAGGAGAAUUAUUAACUGUUACAGGUCCUGUUGGAUCAGGAAAGACGUCUUUAUUAAUGUCCAUAUUGGGAGAGAUUCCUAUCACUUCUGGUAAAGUGACAGUGAAAGGAAAGAUCUCUUAUGCUUCACAAGAAGCUUGGGUGUUCAAUGAAACUAUCAGAGAAAAUAUUUUGUUUGGAGAAGAAUAUCAAGAAGAGAAAUAUAGAAAUGUCUUGCAUAUAACAGCUUUAGAAAAGGAUAUAAGUUUAUUUCCUAAAGGCGAUCUCACUAUCGUAGGAGAAAGAGGAGUGAUAAUGAGCGGUGGCCAAAAGGCAAGAAUUAAUCUAGCAAGAUCAUUAUAUCUAGAUGCCGAUAUAUUCCUCCUUGAUGAUCCACUGAGUGCUGUUGAUGUUCCAGUGGCGAAACAUAUCUUCGAGAAAUGUAUAAUGGAAUACUUGAAAGAUAAGAUUUGCAUUCUAGUUACACACCAAUUACAGUUUUUAAAUUCUGGAAGCAAAAUUUUAUUAUUAAAUAAGGGAACGUGUGAAUUCUUUGGUAAUGUCAAUGAAAUUGAAAAUUUAAAAAUGCUUACUGGAAUUUCUUCAGAGUCAGAAAUGGCUUUAAGUAGCAUGGAAUUACAUACUGCACACUUCAACGUUGAUGAAGUAAUCGAAAGUACUGAAUCCGAUAUCCAUGAUGACAUGGAAUAUAGUAACAACAGUAAUGCAAGUAGAGUAAUUGAGAUAUCAUUAUAUCUAGAUGCCGAUAUAUUCCUCCUUGAUGAUCCACUGAGUGCUGUUGAUGUUCCAGUGGCGAAACAUAUCUUCGAGAAAUGUAUAAUGGAAUACUUGAAAGAUAAGAUUUGCAUUCUAGUUACACACCAAUUACAGUUUUUAAAUUCUGGAAGCAAAAUUUUAUUAUUAAAUAAGGGAACGUGUGAAUUCUUUGGUAAUUUCAAUGAAAUUGAAAAUUUAAAAAUGCUUACUGGAAUGUCUUCAGAGUCAGAAAUGGCUUUAAGUAGCAUGGAAUUACAUACUGCACACUUCAACGUUGAUGAAGUAAUCGAAAGUACUGAAUCCGAUAUCCAUGAUGACAUGGAAUAUAGUAACAACAGUAAUGUGGAAGCUGAAAAUAACGAAAUGCCACAUGAUGAGGGAGUUGGCAUAAUAGGAAUUUCAAUUUAUAAAGAAUAUCUGAAUGCCGGCACUGGUUUCCUUUUCAAGAUUAUUGUAUUAGUGACAUUUAUUAUAUCACAAUCGAUUACAAGUGCAAGCGACUAUUGGCUAAUAAAAUGGUUACGUGAUAAAAGAAUUUAUAGUGAAAAUAUAGAUAAACUGGAAAAUAUUACAGAUAAGACAAGAAUUCAUAAUAACAAUAAAGACAUAAAUUUUUAUCAUAGUGAAGAAUUCAACAUAUAUGUUUACUUUGGAUUAAUAUGUGUAGUAUUUCUAACAACAUUACUUUCUGGAUCAUUAGUGUAUGAGAUGUUUACAUCUGCAUCUAGAAAACUUCACAACAAUAUGUUCCGUUGUAUUAUUCGAACUCCAAUAUCAUUUUUGGAUAACAAUCCCGUUGGAAAGAUCUUAAAUCGGUUUUCCAAGGAUGUUAGUAACAUGGACGAUACAUUACCUUUAAACUUUUGCACUUUAAUAAGAGGAUGCUUUCUUCUUGUUGGCAUAUUUGUUGUUCAAGCAAUCCUUUCUCCUUAUGUAUUGAUAUUAACAAUUCUCCUUUUAAUAGUGUUUUACGUUUUACAAACAAUCUAUAGCCGAGUGUUACAAAGCAUAAAGCAUAUGGAAGGAAAAUCAAGAAGUCCAGUAUUUUCGCAUCUAAGUGUUUCUCUUUACGGACUUGCAACAAUUAGAGCAUUUAAAGCUCAAGAUAAAUUUACAUCCACCUUUCAUAAGUAUCAAGAUAAGCACACUGCAACAUGGUUCACUUACGUAGCCUUAUAUCGAUGGCUUAAUGUAUACGGUUACUUCGUUUGUUUCAUAAAUUUCAUUAUUAUCAUCGUUAUUUUUAUUGUUUCAAUUAAUGCAGAUCAUAUAGGAAGCCAAAUUGGACUUCUUAUAAACUAUGGAGUAUUAAUACUAAUUUACUUCCAACUCCUUAUGAAGAAUUCAUCUGAAGUAGAAUUUCAGAUGAACUCUGUUGCACGCAUACUGAACUACAGCAAGUUGAAAUCAGAAGGAUCGUAUGAAAGUUCACCCGAUAAACAACCACCCAAAGACUGGCCACAAAAAGGAGAAAUUCAUUUUGAUAAUGUUUCUUUACGAUAUUCCAACGAUAAAAAUAUUGUUUUAAAGAACUUAACAUUUCGUAUUCACUCGGGAGAAAAGAUAGGAAUUGUCGGAAGAACAGGAGCUGGAAAAAGUUCUAUAAUUGCUUCGUUAUUUCGCAUGACAGAGCCAACGGGAACAAUUACCAUCGAUGGAAUUGACACCAAAAGUAUCGGGCUUCGAGAUUUACGUAGUAAAAUUUCAAUCAUUCCUCAAGAUCCAAUGUUAUUUACUGGGCCACUUCGAAGAAACAUCGAUCCUUUUAAUGAAUAUCCAGAAGAAAUGUUGUGGAAAGCAUUAGAAGAGGUGCAAUUAAAGCAUGUUAUUGCUAAAUUACCUGGAGGGUUGGAUACACAUUUAUCAGAAGGAGGAAGAAAUUUCAGCGUAGGAGAAAGACAGUUAAUUUGCCUUGCCAGAACCACUCUUCGUCGGAAUAAAAUUCUUGUUAUGGACGAAGCAACAUCGAAUAUAGAUAAGAGCACCGAUUCUCGUAUACAGAAAAUUCUUCGAGAGAAAUUCAAAUCUUGUACAGUAUUGACAAUAGCCCACAGAUUACACACAAUUAUCGAUUCGGAUAGAGUUCUGGUUAUGGAUACAGGAAGACUGCAAGAAUUUGAUUCGCCGUAUGCAUUACUAAAGAAUGUAAACGGUACUUUUUAUAAUUUGAUAAAGAAAACAGGAAAAACUUCAAUGAAUGAGUUAUACAAAAUUGCCAAAGAUAAAUAUUACGCUAAAGAAAGUAUCGAAAGUACAAGAUGUUAAAAUAAUAAAUCGUCUUCGAUAAUGAUUUUUGUAGAUUUCGUGUUAUGAUUUUUACCAUAAUACAAGAUGUACUGAAAAUUUUUAUUCACAAUUAUUUUAGAAUAUUCUCUUCAAGUGUUAUUUUCUUAUAGGAUGUAAGAGUUUGAAUUGUUAAAAUGUAUAUAUUUGAUACUAUUCGUGAGUUAGGCCCUAUACAUGUGUGGGUAGCCUGAGGUAAGACGAAGUUGUACCUCUUUUUGAUAGACAACAGUUUGGUGAGAACUGCCCACUGGUCAAUGGAUGGCUUGUUUAUGGGUUUUUCUAUCCCGGAAAGUCGGGAUUCUUUUCUCAGGUCGAUUGGAGGAUGUGAGAGGGGUCGUCGGUAAGACGUUGGCGAUACUCGAAUUAAAGACACCAAUUAACAACAAAACAAGGAUUUAUUUAUAAGAUAACAUAACUAACAUAUAUACAUUGAGCUUAUCUCGAGCGGAACCGACACGCGGAAGUGGAGGAAAACGCGUAGAGAGAGAGUUUACAUUAAUGGGUAUCAUACCUCUACGAGGAGGGAAUCGAACGAUCGGACGUUUUCUAACCGAAUCGGACAAGUUGUCUCGAGGAACGGACUGCGGCACGGGUUUUCGGCGAUCAUGAACGGUGAUGACGGACCGUGUUCACGGACGGCGACGACGGACCCCCUUUUCUCGUCGUCACCCCUCUUUUAUACCUUUCGUCACGUUACUGGGUUUCGCCAAUUGCCGAUUUUUAAAAUAAGUUCCUUAUGAAUCAUUUUUCGGGUUCCUGAGAGAUAGGAAACGACUCCGUGGGAAGGAAAUGUGUAUAUCCUUUUUCGUAAUAUUUCGA
Molecule: messenger RNA, 5047 nt
Organism: Centruroides sculpturatus (bark scorpion)
Lineage: Eukaryota; Metazoa; Arthropoda; Arachnida; Scorpiones; Buthidae
Product: multidrug resistance-associated protein 4-like
Exons: 28
Coding region: 65-4207 (1380 amino acids)
Biological process (GO): transmembrane transport
Cellular component (GO): membrane
Molecular function (GO): ATP hydrolysis activity; ABC-type transporter activity; ATP binding
Source: RefSeq, a predicted model, not a curated record